Messenger RNA from Caenorhabditis auriculariae, 769 nucleotides. The record is from the annotation of a GenBank genome assembly. Lineage: Eukaryota; Metazoa; Nematoda; Chromadorea; Rhabditida; Rhabditidae.
AUGGAAGAACGAGAAGCACAGCUGCAAAUAGAAGAUGAGGUCAGAUCUAUGGGAAUCGAGCAGAUGCGUGAGUACUUUUAAUUUUUCAAUUUAAUUUUGAUGUUGUCAAUUAUUAUUUUUUCAGGAAGAGAGAAAGCGUUACUCGCUAGUGAAUUGAAGUCCAUAGAAGCGCAGAUUAGUGAUCUUGCUUUUAAUAAUUAUGGAACCUAUGCUGACGCUGGUAGAGCUACUCACGACUGCUCCAAAGUUGUAAGUUACUGAUUCUUAAUUAUAAAAAUUGGUUAAAAAUUUGAAGUUUCACGAGAUGCGUGAUAAAACCGACGGGCUGUCAGCAGAAAUAUCGCACAUGAACGAGGAAUUUCAAAGCUUUCGUGCAAAGUCAAAAGCUUUGAGUGCCGAGCAGGAAUUGAUUCGGAAAGCGAUUGAUAAAUCGAAUCCUGUUUGGGAAUUGUUGUCUCUACCUUCAGUAAGUUGAUUUUUGAGGCAAAUGGAGGGUAAAAAAAUAUUUUGCUUAAAUAUAGCGAUUACACGUUUCUCAAAAAGGUUAAUAAGAAGAAUUUAUUGAGAUUUUUUUUCGAUGUCAAGUUGUUUUAUCUGCCUCUAAUUUAUUUGUUUUAUUAAUAAUUUGUGGAUUUGCGAAGAUUUUUUUUAAUUCCAGAGAAUGGACAUUUGCAUCCGGGCCGGAUAUUACGAUUCGGCGUAUUCCUUGACCAACUACGGCAUGCAAUUGCAACAACAGAGCGCCUUGAUUAAAGAACCCAUUAAUUAA